AUAGCCGCCGUCGCGAUGAGCGGCUGCAGAUACAACGGCGGCGUGAUGCGGCCGCUGAGCCGCGCCGGCUCGUCGCGCCGCAACCUGCACGAGUUCGACUCGGAGUCGCAGCCGCUGCAGCCCGUGUGCGCCGUGGACGCGAGGACGGAGAACCGCACCAGCGUUCCGGUGCCGUACAACACGGCGGACGGCGCGGGAGGAGGAGGAGGAGGAGGUGGUGGAGGAGGAGGCAAGCAAGGCAAGAAGAAGAACCAGAACAUUGGCCAGAAGCUCGGCCACCGGAGGGCCCUGUUUGAGAAACGGAAGCGCCUCAGUGACUACGCGCUCAUCUUCGGCAUGUUCGGCAUCGUGGUCAUGGUGAUAGAGACGGAGCUUUCAUGGGGAGCGUACGGCAAGGAGUCGUUGUAUUCAUUAGCUCUAAAAUGCCUGAUAAGCCUUUCUACAAUCAUCCUCCUCGGGUUGAUUAUCAUAUAUCACGCCCGGGAGAUUCAGCUGUUUAUGGUGGACAACGCAGCGGACGACUGGAGGAUAGCCAUGACGUACGAGCGCAUCUUCUUCAUCUGCCUGGAAAUCCUGGUGUGCGCCAUUCACCCCAUCCCAGGCAAAUACACCUUCACGUGGACAGCACGCCUGGCCUUCUACUACACGUCGUCCAAGGCGGACGCCGACGUGGACAUUAUCCUGUCCAUCCCCAUGUUCCUGCGCCUCUAUCUGAUCGCCCGCGUCAUGCUGCUGCACAGCAAGCUCUUCACAGACGCAUCGUCACGCAGCAUCGGCGCCCUCAACAAGAUCAACUUCAACACACGCUUUGUCAUGAAGACCCUUAUGACUAUCUGCCCUGGCACCGUGCUGCUCGUCUUCACCAUUUCCCUGUGGAUCAUCGCCGCCUGGACUGUCAGGGCGUGCGAAAGGUACCACGAUAACCAGGAUGUAACCAGCAACUUCCUAGGAGCCAUGUGGUUGAUCUCAAUCACUUUUCUAACCAUCGGAUACGGGGACAUGGUCCCUAACACGUACUGUGGCAAAGGGGUCUGUCUCCUGACCGGGAUUAUGGGUGCCGGAUGCACCGCUUUGGUGGUGGCCGUGGUCGCAAAAAAACUGGAAUUAACCAAAGCCGAAAAACAUGUACAUAACUUUAUGAUGGACACGCAGCUGACAAAAAGAGUGAAGAACACUGCUGCAAACGUUCUCAGGGAGACCUGGCUCAUCUACAAGAACACCAAGCUGGUGAGGAAGAUGGACCAUGCCAGAGUCAGGAAGCACCAGAGGAAAUUCCUCCAAGCCAUUCACCAAGCGCGAAAAUUAAGAAGUGUUAAAAUGGAGCAACGGAAGCUGAAUGACCAAGCAAACUCUCUAGUGGACCUCGCAAAGACUCAGAACAUCAUGUACGACCUGAUCUCAGACCUGAACGAACGCGGCGAGGACACGGAGAAGCGCAUUGCCGUGCUUGAGACCAAGCUGGAGACAUUACUGAGUAACCUACAGGCUCUUCCAGGCCUCAUCAGCCAGCUGAUCAGCCAGCAGCAGCGUGACUUCCUGGAGGUGCAGCUGCAGCCAUACGAGCGCUCGCAGUCUGUAUCUCGACGGCGCUCUUCCUCCACGGCGCCCCCUACAUCAUCAGAGAGCAGCUAG
Molecule: messenger RNA, 1632 nt
Organism: Neoarius graeffei (lesser salmon catfish)
Lineage: Eukaryota; Metazoa; Chordata; Actinopteri; Siluriformes; Ariidae
Gene: kcnn2
Product: potassium calcium-activated channel subfamily N member 2
Exons: 9
Coding region: 16-1632 (538 amino acids)
Biological process (GO): potassium ion transmembrane transport
Cellular component (GO): neuronal cell body; plasma membrane; neuron projection
Molecular function (GO): calmodulin binding; small conductance calcium-activated potassium channel activity
Source: RefSeq, a predicted model, not a curated record